CCAACUCCCUGCACUGGUGGGAGGAGGUGAGAUAAAAAAAAAACUCAUCUGCAUUCAUUUCUCUCUCCAGCUUCUAUGCACUGGUUCCAUUUACCUGGAAGACUUGGGUUUGUAUUUUUCAAUAAAAUCAGUGGUUGUUUUUCUUCCCCAGGGUAAGGCUGGUGUGGCAGCAGGAUGGGGCUAAAGGGAGCAUCCCUCCAGUGCUGGCAAGGCUGCACCCCACGUGCACCCCUCCAGAGCAGGGGGGAAUGAGCUUUGCAAUCCUAUUUCUGGAGGCAGUCUUGUCUGCAGGUGGUGUGUGCAUGUAAGCACAAACGAGUAGCAGUUGGCUACCCCUGAAUCAUAAGCAGAUUUUGAAAAAUGUCACACCUAUCUCCCUCCAGAAAACCAGCCCCUUCACAGACUCAGAGAAGCUCCCAUGCCUCAGACCCCUUGGAUGGAAUGCUGCAGGCUGUGUCAGAGGGGAAGGACAGCUUUAAGGUGGCAUGUAAGCAGGCAGAGGGGUGGCAGGGGAGAGGCAGUCAUUGGCAUUAUUUGCAUUAUUAUAUAUUAUAUAUAUAUUAUAUAGCACUUAUAUUUUUAAUGACUUACAGUUGGAGCUCUCUCCCAGUGCUGUGCCCCCUGCUGUCCAGGGUGUUUGAGGGGUCUUCAGGGUAGAAAAUGUAGGCAGAAAGAAUGUUGUUUUUCUAAUGUUGUGUAGACUGACACUGUCAGACUGAUUCUUCGGUCAGAGUUGUAAACUAGAUCUUCCUUCCCUGCUUUCUGUGACUUCUCUUGGCAUGCAAAGACCCAUGAGCUGGAAUCUCAUCAUCAUCCCAUCAUCCUUCCAAGGAUAGUUUAGGAAUGUCACAUGGAGCAGCAGCUCACAGUACUUACAGCAUUGCAUAGUGCUCCAGCAGCAGCAGUUCAAUCCUAUUUGGGUUCUAGCCAGUGUUUGUUGUCCUCCUUGGAAAUGGUAUUGAUUUUGGAGCUCAGGAGCCAAUUAUGGCCAAUGUGAUACUCAGCACCUCACAUCCCAGGAUGACAUGUGCUAGGGAAGCUGCUCUGCUUCAACUGGGGCUGCCAGAUGGGCCAGUGAGGCUCUGGACAGACUCCACACCCUGUAAAUCACCUGUGCUGUGAGUAAGCAGUUACUCACACCCUAAAUGUUAUUUGACAUGUUGGCUGGGUUUGGUUUGCACAAGGACUGGCAUUAGUUUGAUACUUGUGCCAGUGGAGAGCAGCCCCACAGGCUUUUGGUACCCAGCAUUGCCAGGGAAAAUCAUCCUGGACUAUCACAAUGAUCACAUCUUGUCGAGGCUGGUGGUGUUCCAUGCCAGAGACCAUGGAUGGAAUGACAGCUUGAGCCUGGAAGCCUGCUCUCCCAGACUGUGGUAGCUGUCAUGUUGGGCAGCAAAUGAUGGUUACAGAGCCUGCAGGCAGCUGAACUGCUCCUGGUGCCUUCUGCUAGCAACUCUGCAAAGCCAGAACAGCAAAACCAGAGAAAUCUUAAGGCUUCAUCCCAAUGAAAGGUCAAAAUAAAAACCCUGAUUAUAAUAAAGAAAGCCCAAAUCUCUGAUCUUUUAUCUGUGUUGAUAAUGCACUGAUCAGAAGUGGGAGUGACUGCACUCUGAUAAACCAGUUACAAGAGGACCUUGAGAGCCCAGAGAGAGAUUUCUGCCCCAUGGAAGGACAAGGGAUAUGGCAAUGCUGGAGCUGUGGGGGCCUGGAGCUCUGUUCUCCUGUGGGGAAGGUGGUGGUGAUGAGCUUCCUUCCUCGGAACACUUGAGCGUGGCCGAUGCAACAUGGCUUGCCCUCAACGUGGUGUCUGGUGGAGGUGGUUUCUCCAGCUCCCAGCCCAUUGGAGUGACCAAAAUUGCCAAGUCAGUCAUAGCACCUCUAGCUGACCAAAACAUCUCAGUGUUUAUGCUCUCCACCUACCAGACGGACUUCAUCCUGGUGCGUGAGCGGGACCUGCCCUUCGUGAUGCACACGCUGGCUGCCGAGUUCACCAUCCUCAGAGUAGUGAAUGGGGAGACAGUGGCUGCUGAUGACUUUGGGGUAACAAAUGGAUUUGUCAAACCAAAACUAGUUCAGAGGCCUGUCAUUCAUCCUCUUUCCAGUCCAAGUAAUAUGUUCUGCGUCACCAGCCUGGAUCCAGAUACCCUUCCCACUGUUGCUACACUCCUAAUGGAUGUCAUGUUUUACUCCAAUGGAGUAAAAGACUCAGUGGUGGGCAAUGAAGACUCGGGACACAUUCGCUUUUUCUCCUUUUCUCUCAUUGAGGGUUACAUCUCCCUGGUCAUGGAUGUCCAGACACAGCAGAGAUUUCCUAAUAAUUUGUUGUUUACAAGUGCAUCUGGUGAACUCUGGAAGAUGGUGAGGAUUGGUGGGCAGCCUCUUGGCUUUGAUGAAUGUGGAAUUGUCGCUCAGAUUUCUGAGCCUUUGGCCGCUGCUGACAUCCCAGCCUACUACAUCAGUACUUUUAAGUUUGAUCACGCCUUGGUACCUGAAGAAAAUAUAAAUGGUGUGGUCAAUGCACUCCAAGUCAGUCAAGCUGAAAAGCAUUAGAAAUCUUCUGAGCUGGUUCCAGAUGCUUUUUAUUAUUCUAAUAAUAAUAAUUACUAUUAUUAUUAUUAUUAUUCUUUUUUUCUCACAGUAUUUCUUGAAAAAUCUGAUUACAGAGAGUGACAUGAAAAGAGACUGUGGAAAGUUGAGCAGAAACAGCUCCAAUAAGCCUUUGUUUUAAUUAUUAUUAUAAUAUUAUUAUUAUUAUUAUUAUAUUAUUAUUGUUAUUGUUAUUUUAUUAAAUUUAUGAAUGAGGGGCAGGAGGAAAGGGAGUUCUGAUAUGGUUUUCUGAUGUUCAGCUCCGAGGUGAAGUGUACCCUGGCUGUGCUCUCAGUGUGGAAGGAGCUGCAGCCGAUGGCAGCACCGUGGGGAUGCUGCUGAGAGCAGUGGGAUGGGCCAAGAGCAGAUGGACACUGGCUCAGAGAGCCCUGAAAACCAGAACCAAAAUGAAAUAUGGAAUUAAACAGAAAAGACAUUGUGUUGUACUGGGUUGUCUCCUCGCAUCAGACUUCCUGAGGACUGUCCAUCUUGCCUGUGUUGAGAUAGGAUGCAAAGGGUUCUGUUUCCCCUGACAGAACAGUUUGGUGUUGGAAAAGGGGAAAAUACCCAGUUGUUUGACAUUUCCCCUUUUUCUUCCUCCCUGCAGUCAAAGCCUGGCUGCUCUGAAAAAGCCUGGGCAGGGGGAGCUCAGCUCUGGCCAGCUCCUGGCAGGUGGUGUCACCCAGACUUGUGUCUGCAUUGAAACUUGGCUGGUUUUGGUCAAUUUUUUCCAGUCACUUUCCCACUGCUGCCGUUCCCCUGCUCCAGGACAGCUGUUGUCCCUUAUCCCACAUCAGAGCCUUCCCCCUGCCCUUGUUCCCCAGGGCCAGCAAGAGGAGGAAGGCCUCUUUUCUCCUGUCCCCUCAGGCUUUUUCCCACCCAGUGUGCACACAUGGGGAAAUAAAAGGAUUGCCCAGGGUCCCUGGGUAGCUGCUCUUGCACAUCCCAGGCCUCCUUGGCCACAGCAGCUUCCCCCUGCCAGGGCUCUGAGUCUUGUGGGGACCCUCCUGCAGUUUUUCAUCAGCUCCUGCAUCACACAGGUGGAAAUUGCUGCUGGCUGGGGAAAGUAGAAUGGUGCUGAAAAUACCUAAAACCUGCUAGCAUCUGGUCCUGUCACAGGAAGAUGAUGAGGCUUUUCCCAUGGGGCAGCAAUAGCAUGUUUUCUUCUGGCUUUUACCAGAGCUGAGGGCCAGCAGGAGCCAGGCUGGUGGCACCGUGUCCAGGCUGUGGCCACUGGUGUGGAGAGCACAGCAGAGCCCAGGGCUGGGAGAGGAGUGUUACCCAAGAGUGGGUGCCAGCAGUCUGUCCCACGUGUGACCUUUUGUGAUUACCAGCCCCAGCACAUCUUACAUUUCUUAACUUCUUCCACUUCAGUCUUGACAUAAGGAAAUGGCAGAUCUUGCCAUUUCCUGAGGGCUUUGCUGAGGGCUUCAGAGAGAGCCUCUGGCAGGAUUUCCCUGAGGCUGUGCCAGCUGUGAGCCAGGGUUUUGCAUUAAUCUGGAGGCAGUAAGCAGGCACCUGGGAUUGUGCCAUGGGUGUGGUUUGUUCUGGUGUGUGGGACAUGCAAACACAGACACAGCUCAUUGAUUGCUUCUGCAUUCACAGUACUGGAGGGCAGUUAUGGUUUCUGAUGCUGCUGGAUUCAAACACUGAGUUUCAAAUCUGAUUUUGCUGUUCCUUUACAUGGGUUUUUGGAAUUGUCCCACGAUAUGUUUAUAUUCACUUCAGAUUUCUGAACUAAAGGUUUGUUCUAGAAGUGGCACUGUGCAUUUCUGGAUGUUUGUUUGGAAAGAAGCUUUGGGACACAGGCUGCACAGUGCAGUGUUGAAAGCGUUCAGAGAUGUUUGCUGUGGCUCUGCCCUGUGCUGUGGGCACUGAGCUGGAGUGGUGGCUUUUCACCCCAUAUUUUAUCAGUUACUCCUUGGGAAGGCAGAUUGGCAGCGUGGCUGGCAGGGAGGGCAGCCUUGAGUUGCCAGCCCAGGUUUGUGGUCAGCUGAGUUGAGCCUGAGUUCUCUCUGUGUGCAUGGAUGGUGCCACCAGGACAGAGUCAUCAGGACAGGGUCUUCCUUUUGCUCUGGGGUUUUGUCAACCUUUGGGAGAUGUCAGUUUUGAAGAUGCUGCUUCCAAAGGACUUCAAUGUGGAUAGGAAGGAAUUAACUCCAAACAAGCAACUUUACUGAGCCUUAAAUGAAAACAAAAAACCAUAGGUUUUAAUUUUCUAACAUUGCACUCAGGCUAUUUUAGAGGCUGAUUUUUGUAAUUUUUUUUUCCCCCAAGGGAAUCAGCCUUAUAUUUGUGAAAUCUGUAGAAAGCUUUGUGGUAUUUUGAACCUUCCAAAGGAAGGUUGAUGUCCCAGCACGGGACAGUUGGCCUGAAGAAUUCACAGGAUGUAAAAUGCCAUUGAGGGCUUCUGAUGCUGCCAUCAUCCUUGACUUCACCUUUUGAUUUCCUUUUAUUGUUUUCUCCUGACAUCCAAGAAGAUUGUUUCAGACAACUUGAUGCUUUCCCUUUAGUAUUCCCUUCAUAUUUGUUCUGGUGGGAACUGGGAUACUCCAAAUGUGGCCAGAAUUGGUGGAACUUUGUCCCUGCACCCAGCCUGAAGUCAGGAUCAAUGCAAGCUUGCAUAGUGAGAUCUGCCCUGCAGGAAGGGGUCUCUUUGUUAAAUAUUUUCAUAGUAAUAAUAAUACCACCACACUAUUAACACUACAGUGCUUAGAGAAACCAAAGCAGGGGGCUCUGAACUCUCAGCACCCAGCCUUUGGGGUAGGGAAAAAGUUGAAGAUAUUUUCCUUUUAAAUGCCUUGUGCUAAUAGAUCUGAGCCUCCUGACAUUGUGCUGCUCACUGGUGUGUGGAUAAAGGAGGAACAUGGCUCAGUGGACACCCUUGGGCUGGGUGCCUGGAUUACCUGCAGCUGCCAGUGCUGCCCUCAGCAUCCCUGCUCAGCUCUGGGCAGCUCCAGCUGCCCAUGGCCCUGCUAAUGAGGGAUGGCCUCAGUGCUGCAGGGGGGUUCCUGCCAUCCUUGUGGAGUCCACACACCCACACAACUGUGCAAGAGCACUGGCUUGUCCAAACUCCUUCAUUUACAGGUCAGCAAGGUGAAUGGGAGGUGCUGGGUCCUGCAAUGGCACAGUCAGUGUUCACUGAGCACAGGUGUUGCUGUCAGCACUGGAUCAUUGGUAUUUUCUGUUAAUCAAAAGGGAGAAAUUCUUUAUUUGGCCUCAGGCUGAGCAUUGCUGCUAAUUCCUGAAAGAAGGUGUCCCCCAACAACAUUCAGUUAUGGACAAGAAAUCAUUUUCUGAUGAGGAUUUCUUCUCUCUGUCACUUUGACUCUUGUGGCCAUCUCCAGUAAGCAGCUUAAGGCAUCUCACUUACCUGUUCCAGUCCUGCCUGCAAACAUUGGAUUGGAUUAAACUUUUCUUAUCUGCAGGAGAGUAAAACCCAGUAAUCCUUUGCCAAAAAUAUUUACACUCUGCAGCAUGUGCUGGGGUGUGUUUACAUUGGCUAAAAUGUGCAAAGCUGCCUCCAGCUCUCCCUACCUUCUCCCCAUGAGUGCAUCUGUCUGUCCUGUCUGUCUGUCCCCUGCCACGUGCCAGGGGCCAGCAGUAUCUCUCAGGCAUCCUGGCAGCACUGAACUGGUACAGAAACAGUCUGUGCAUCCUCAGCAAGGCUGUGGGACCUUCCCAGGCUCCCUGGAAGGGAAACACUUGACUGUGAAGGUAAUCUUGAGUUACUUUGCCAUCCUUAGCCUCCUUCUUUAUUUAAUCCUUAUGAAACACAGCUGGGUUGAGUUACCAGCUCCAGUUAGCAAAGGUGAAGGAAAGAAAGGGGUUCUGCAGUGUGAGACGUGCACUGGAUGCUGAUCAGCAAAUCCUGGCUGCAGCAGUUAAAGCCUCUGCAGAUGCUCUGGUGAGCACAGAGCAAUGCACAGCCCCUGUUGUAUGAAGGGAAAAUGGUUGAAGUAUGGAUCAAAGUACAUUCUCAUUUUAGGAUACGAAUUUUCGGGUUCUGUACCUCUUUGGAACAUACAUAAGCCAAGAUCUUUUCUUGGUGUCUUUAGACAGCACUGGUCAUUUCAGAUGUAAAGUCUGGGAAUGAAUGUUGCCAUGCUACUGCAGAUUCCAUGAACAGCUUCCCCCUGCUCUGUAAUUCUCUUGCAGCCAUGACCUGUGCUUCUGCACGCUCUGACUUUGCAGAGGGCCUGGCCACAAGGGACUAACAAACCUCUGGCAUCUCCUCCCAGCUGAGAGUGCCUAAGUUGUGCGGCCAAGGUGGAGGGAGUGGCACAGGGAUGGCAGGCACACAGCUCCUCCCCUGCCUGCUCAGCUCCAGCAUGGCCACAGCCAGCCCAGCUCAGCACUGUCCCAGCUGUGUGGAGCAGGAGAGUUCAAAAGAGCUUUUAAUGCCCUGGGCUCCCUUGGGGGUUUGUUUUCAUCCAAUUUUAGCUUUCUGCAAAAUUCUGUAAAUGAAUAGCCUGUCUUGUUCCCUUACUGUUAAUUCCUUACAUAACCCAUUCUCUCCUUGUUUUCAUUAGAAUUAGAGGGUGGGUGAUCACCUCAAUUUCCCUGACAGGUUCACCUGCUCCCACCACCGAGCCAUGCCAGCAGGUCCUGCUGCUGCUGGGAUUUGGGUCUUGGUGCCAGAGUGCCCUGGAACAUCUGCAGCCCCACCUUGCAGUGUCUGGUUGUGGCUGCACAGCACGGGCUGGUCGUCUCCUGCCAGAAGGGUUUAGUUCUGAGGGAGCACUGCACAGAGGGAGGAGAAGCCUCAUUGUUCUCAUCAGUGCUUUGGGCAGAUUUUUAGUGUGGUUCCUCUGGGCUAAGGUUCAGUGAGCCAUCACCCUGCAGGCUCACAAUGCACCGUGCAAGGUCAGGGUUGUUAGGAGGGGUUGGCCCUUCUGGGGCCAUAGUGCAAUGCCACUUUAUUAGUGCCUCAAGUGGCUUCAACAAGCCUGAGCAUUUCUCUUUAUCCCCUUUGUAAGGACUCCAAAGGAGCCCAUAUUCCCUCCAGACACCUAAACAACACUAACCCAGAUUUCUAGAACUGCCAAGAGAGCAGAGAUGCUCCUGGUGCAGAAACUGCCCAGCCUGGAUCAGGGUCUGUCUCUCUUCCCUGGCUGCCUAGAACAGCUGUGCUGGGCAACCUGGGAAGGAAACACAAAUCUUUAGGACUUUUUUAUUUAAAAAGUUAUUUAUGUAUCAUUUGCUCUGUAAGUGAAAUACCACUUUUGGCCUCAGACACACACCAAAUAGGCUGAAGUUGGGUUGGGAACCCCAAACUCUUGCAGCCUCUCCUCCCUGCUCACCUCUCAGAAACCCCAUGCAGCCUUUCAUUGGGGAGGGUGGAAAAAAUAGUGUAUUUAUUUCCCUUUAAUUACCAGCUCUGAUGCAAAGAGACAGGGUGGGGGAAUCCUCCCCAUGCAGGGGCCUUUGGUACAGCUCCUGCUCUGGGCUGCAGCCAUGGAAAGGCUGCUUGCACCUGCCCUGUGGGCAGUGCCCAUGGGCUCAGUGGGGCCAGGCCCUGCAUGUGUGGGUGGGGAGAUCCUGUAAGUUUGGGGGGACAAGGCACAGAGGAGCCUGAAUGCAUCAGUUGCCUUCAUGAGCUCUGCACGAGGCAGGAUGUUACAGCACCAGGCACAGGGAAUGGUGGCAGCAGCUUGGGAUCAUGCACUGGACAUUGUGUGGAGCUGAGAAGUGGCUGCUUUGCUUUCCCAGCAAGUGCACACGCUGCUUUUCUUUGCUGGUCUUAUGCUGAAAAGCUGAGAUUUAUGUACUGUAUGAAAAAAACAAAACAGAAAAAAGAAAAAAUCCUAAUGUUCCAAAAUAAAUGACAGUAUAUUUUGUACUUUGUAAAGUAAUUAAACCGAAAAAGAAUAAAAAGUGAAACUUAUGCUGUCUGCUUUUGUACUGAUCAAACUGAUGAAAAUAAAGCAGAGCUUGGCAUUGUCUGCAA
Messenger RNA from Parus major (Great Tit), 8536 nucleotides. RefSeq names its product cytosolic arginine sensor for mTORC1 subunit 2 (gene CASTOR2). The record is from RefSeq and is a predicted model, not a curated record. NCBI's taxonomy places the organism in Eukaryota, Metazoa, Chordata, Aves, Passeriformes, Paridae. The coding region runs from base 1681 to 2550 and encodes 289 amino acids. Gene Ontology annotation, biological process: negative regulation of TORC1 signaling; cellular response to L-arginine. Gene Ontology annotation, cellular component: cytosol. The transcript is spliced from 8 exons.